Molecule: messenger RNA, 513 nt
Organism: Eucalyptus grandis
Lineage: Eukaryota; Viridiplantae; Streptophyta; Magnoliopsida; Myrtales; Myrtaceae
Product: predicted GPI-anchored protein 58
Exons: 1
Coding region: 1-513 (170 amino acids)
Source: RefSeq, a predicted model, not a curated record
AUGUUCCGCCGCCGCAUCUUCAUCUGCGAGCCCGGCGCCGGAGACCAAGCAGAUCGGUCCGUCGCCGCAACUCCCGAUCCGGCGACGAUCCUGGCGUUCGCUGCCCCGCCGUCGCUGAUUUGCCGCAUCAACCUCGAUCCGCCGCACCGAGUUGCUCCCGACGUCGUUGCUCCAGAUCGGCCCGGAUCCGGCGUUGCCUCGCCGGAACGCGUCGAAGCCCCCGCUCCGCUCGCGACGCCGCCCGCCGGUCUCGCUGCGCCGCCCGACGCAGCCCCGAUGCCGCUUUUGCCUCGCCCGCGUUCGAGGUCUCCCGCCCGUUCUCGCCGCGCCGCCCGCGACGCUCCCUCGCUGCCCUCGCCGCCCCGACGCCGUCUCCGCCGUGCUUCAGCCCGCGCUCGGAGUCCCUCAUCCGCGACACUCGCACCUGCACCCGCGAGUCCCCACGCCGGUCUCCGCCGUUCCUCUUGUUGCCGGAGCUCUUCCGCCACCGGUUUGCCCUCGCCGGAACCCUAG